UGCCAAAUGUCCAAGAUACCAUGACGUCCUCCUCAAAAUGUUAGAUCCUUUGAACUCCAUUUAUUUUUUCCCUGAUUAAUCCUCUCACACAUGAGGCCUACAUGUAAGAUUCCUUGUAAUGUUCACAGCGUUUAUUUUAAAUCGUUUACGUUCUCAAAUUUCAGCAGGUAUUUAAUUAUAAAUAUUUAUUUAUGAUUUUGAUUUAUUUACUAUUUCGAAGAUACAGUCUUGCAACGUGUUUAGUUAGUCUAAGUUACGUGUUAGGUGAUUCUUACAAACAAUAGACUGACAUGAAAAGUGGCUCCUUUUGAAGCACAAACUGCAUCCAUGUAUAUAUUACAGCUGGCCCGGUUUGAUGGGGCCUGUUUUUGAUAAUAAUUAAUUACCAUUUUUCACUUCCGUGUUUAUUUUGUUUACCAACGCCAUGAUGGAAAAAAGUCCGUUUCCCACAAUGCUUAGCGCGCAUUCACACAGGUCAGUAAGACCGGUGUGACACAAUGCUUCGAAAAUCGUGUCUGAUUUCGGCAUCGAUGGUUUAAGCGAACGAUUGAUGUUAUUUUAAUUUAACUUGUUUAUGUUUUUCUCAAUUUAUGUUGUUUAUGAUAAGGAUUUAUAUUUUAUGAGCAUGAACUCUAAGCGUGAAGGUUUUGUAAUAGUUAAAAUAUAUAUCGGCUGUUAAACGUAAUUUAUUGUUCGAAAUCGAAAGUGACUUAUUUCCUUUUAAAAGCCAAAACAGGAACAUACAAUACGUUGGGCAGUGUAUAGAUGGCUGAAGGUGGAGUCAGACGUGAUGAAGGGUUCUCCAGACAGCAGUGUAUAGAUGGCUGAAGGUGGCAUCGGGCUUGAUGAAGGGUUCUCCAGACAAGCCCCGGUAAGGUUCAGUGGGAAAAUGCCUCUGUUGAGACAUGCACUGUACUGAGCUGGCUCGGUUAUAAACCGCAGAUCAUACAGGCUCGGAGAGACGCAUACAGUGAGAAUGGCAGGCUGUGGACUGCAAAGUCCAGUGGGACGGCAACGAAUAUUGUCACGGGCAGCAAGGGUGAGGGGCUGACCUUCUUCCUGGAAAGUGAUAGGGAUGAAAUGAAUCUAGACAAUAGUGUCGUCUGUUUAGAAGAUGGCGUACAUGCUUAUAUCUCUCCUAGGGAGAUAACAGUUCUGAGAUCAUGCAACCGUAUGAGUUACCCCGGACACUGUAGACUGCUACUAGAGAGACGCGGUACAACUAUUCACCCUUUUAUAAACGAUGCGUUGUGUGAUGAUGGAUUUCGUCGAGAAAUUUUGAGCAGUGACUUAUAUGUUAAUAAUUGGUCGAAAGUUCCCUUGUUGGAAGACACGGUGCAUCAUGAACGUGCUGGGCCGUCAAUGCCCGUAACAAUUCUAGGAGAAAUACACACCGAUACAGUUUUUGCAUUACGUUACUUCUGUCCCAACAUCCUGUCUAAAUGGGCCACAAGACCACGCCACUGGCCGCCACCGAAAGUCGUUCAGAAAGUCUUAUCACUUGGAGCAUUUCUGACGCCUGUUGGAUUUAAAGGCAGUGAAUAUCAACAUGUUGAAUGGAGAGUGUGUUUUAACGCCGGUGAGAUCGAACUGGUAGGCAAUCUUAACGAGAUUCAAAUAAAAUUGUAUGUGUUAUUGAAAAUGGUGAAGAACGAUGUAUUAAAUCCACGUCAGAAAGAAGUUUCAUCGUAUACGUUGAAGAACAUUGUAUUAUGGAUAGCGGAAAAUAAUCCUCAGUCCUUGUUUCAUGAAAGAAGUCUGUUGCACUGGUUACAUGAGGGAUUGGAUGCGCUUAGGUUUGCGUUGGUAACUCGAGAGCUUCCAUAUUAUAUGAUUCCAGAUAGAAAUCUGAUGGCAGCUUGUGAGCUUGAGGAGGCACAGCAGCGUACAUGGAUAUCAACGAUUUCAGAAAUGAUGAAUGAAGGUCCCAGAAUGAUAUUGAGACUUUCCAAGAUACGACAAGCCCUCAUAGUUCACCCUGAACCAUUCCGAUGGUACAACACGAGGAGAAUGGAGCUGGAGCUGCUGACUCUAAUUGACCUGAACAGAAGGGCCGUCUGCAUGGAUGAGAACUGGGUGACAGAUGAGACAGACGUUAUCCUGCAGGCAUUAGAGAGACGCCAGAACGAAAUUGUGGGGGAGGUUUUCCUGAGAAUGAUUACGGAAGGGAGUCGAGUUAACAACCUGGCUGAUGUCUAUUGGAGAAUGUUGGGGUAAAACGUUUGAAGCGAUCAUGUUUUUUUCAGUUACUUGGCAUGGAUACAACUCAUUUAUAAAUAUUGGGUACGUUCAUAGUUUGAAGUAUCAGAGAGCAGUCUUAAAGUAGAUUGCAAAUGUUCGUACAUUUUUUAGCAAACUGUUUUGCAGUUGUAUAGUUGACAGUCGUCUUUAACCAUUUUCAGGACAAAAAUAAUAUUUGCAAAAGUAUUAUUUCGAAACGUUCAUCGAUAACAUUCUGGUUUAUCCCGUUGAUAAUAAACUGAUAUUUCUAUCGGCAAUACUGAAUAAACAUAUUACUAUUGCCGUUAUCGAUGCAAUUAUUUUCAUAUUCAUGUUUGUAUUAUACUGUCUCUAAAAUUGAUUGGGAAAAAUUAUUGUUGAAUGCAUUCAUAGCAUACAUGGUGUAGUUGGUUUGAUAUUAUGUUGAGUUGCAGUUGAAUAUAGUAUUGCUGAUUGACAAAACACGUGAAGUUACAAGUGUUUGAUGCGAUUUAUGACGGACAUUUAUUUUUUUCAAUGAAAUACGUAUUUAUAUUUUAACUGAAGAUAAGUGGAUAUAUACUAUUGUAUUGGUGUUUUUAUAUUGACAUAAUUAAAACCUGUUUAAGGUAUUAGUCGCUUAUGCGUUUAUCAAUUGAUAUGCUCUGUGUGCCUAAGUUCGAUCACGUUAAACUUUGUCUCUGCGCAUGCUCGACAUCAACAACGAUUACUGAAAACUUGCUAUGGUAUUUAGACAAAGUAUUCAAAACUGUAUCCAAAUCUACCAAAAAAAUGAAAUAUAAACAAACAAAACGGUCGUAAAUGGUUAAAAACUAUCUAUUACCCCACAUAAUAUACGUCACUGAAAAGCACUCCUAAGUUCGACCAGCUGUCUUCAUGACGUCACAAAUGGGGGCUCACAUGGGGUAGAUAAAUAGUUAUUUGCUCCCACGAAUACUAAAGCUAGGAGCAAGACCGUCUAAUUUUGUUUUUUUUUUAAAGAAAGGUUAUUCAUAUAUUUUGAAGAUUAUUGUAAUGUGUGUGUUAAAUAUUUAAUAAAAUUAACAACAACUAACAAUUAAGAAGGUAACAGAAAAGAACAUUAAACAUUCAUAAACACACAUUAGUAAAAUCACCAAACAUAUUUUCAUUAUAAUACGAUAUUUUUCCUAAACACAAUGUGGACAUAGGAAUGUCUCACCCCUUCUUAAAGCCAGUUUUUCGUGGCAAUGGCGCUGCAGUAAAGAGCUUAAAUUUAACAAUAAACGUCUUAAUUUGACGUCUAUUAUCUUAAAAUGUAAUGCGUCGAUCUAAUUUAUGAAUGCCCCCUUAUGAGCCCUAGGUAAACAAAGCGCUCAUUUACGGAGAAUUUUCUUACCUCCCCUGAAUACUGCAGCGUCCCUGGCCAUUUAGAAAAGAGUAUUUUGAUGGAUGUUUUAUGAAUUUAAUGGUGAUUUAAAGAAUAUAAGCGCGAUAAAUGCAUGAAAAAUGAGGUAUCGAUAAUUGACCAGUCGAGUCAAUCAAACUCACGAAAUAAUCAAUCAGAUUUCGUUUAUUGCGGCACAUGGUCCGACAAACAAAGACUAUCGGAGUAAUGGAAGCGUUAUAUGAAAACACAACUUAGUGGGUUGAGCGAUCUCGUAUUUGGCGACUGGUCAAUUGACAUAAUUAAAGCUUUGUUAUUCAUAAAGACCUGUUUAAACCGCAUUUUACGAGAGGUUGAUGGAAUAACGACUUCUGUUAUGAGUUUUCGCAGGAAGGCUGGCGCGUGAUGUGAGUGCUGUUAUUCGAAAAUACGUCAUAGAAAACUGAUCGAACUUAGGCACCUGGUCGAAAUUAGGCACACAUUUUUUCUCACUUCUGCUGUAAGUGUUUGUAUGGUUGUGUUAGUUUUUCUUGUUUAUAGAGUCGUAACCGAAUCGCACGAGUGAUAGCUUAUUCAUUUGUAUAUAUUUUGUUACACUGUUGUAGCGUGUAGCUUCUGCUCUUAUUUGUGGUUAGGUUUCACUUACUGAUGAAUACAUUGUGUAUGUAUCUGUAAAUGUAUUGGUAAAUUUAGUUUCACAGUCGCCCUCAUUUAACUGAUGAUAACUAUGCACAUGUUUCAAACUAUCAUCCAUACAUGUCUUGAUAAAAUGUGUGCAUACAUUCACCGUUAAGAUUAUGAUUUUCGUAUUAGAACUGUAGCUUCUGCGCUUAUUGCGGUCAGGUUACACUUACUGAUGAAUACGUUGUGUAUGGUU
Messenger RNA from Dreissena polymorpha, 4442 nucleotides. RefSeq lists its product as uncharacterized. The record is from RefSeq and is a predicted model, not a curated record. The transcript has 3 exons. The coding region runs from base 1081 to 2217 and encodes 378 amino acids. NCBI's taxonomy places the organism in Eukaryota, Metazoa, Mollusca, Bivalvia, Myida, Dreissenidae.